CUGGUGAAUAAUUGAGUGCCUCCGCCAGGGCACGAUGGGACUCAAGGCACAGUGGCGCUUUUCGUAUCUCUUUUGAGCUCUGGAGAAAAUAAUCACGUUACUUAUGCCUGUGCUGGAGUGUAGAUUAUAACUAAAAGUUCGAUCUCCGCCAACCACCAGCCACUAGUCAGCGAUCGGUGCGCCCCGAAGAGUGCCUGGUGGCGCCUGGCAUCGCUCAGUGUUUACCAUUCACUUCUCUGGACGCUAAGGGGACACGUCGCCUCUCGUGUUGGAUCGAGGCUCCCAACCCUUCACGCUCCGUGGUUCAUUGGUGGUGAAGCCGCGGGAAGUGGGAACUGUUGCGACUUAGUGAUGCAUUAGCAAAGAUAACAGGGCGCUAAUUUCAGUCUCAUUUAAGUCACAAUUUCUCUCGUAACCAAACAGUACUGGAUUGCUACGGUAUAUACGUAACACAUAGUUAAAAGUGGAGACAUCUUGUUUGGUACAUCUCGUGGAAGACACGUGGCGGUGCCAUAAGUGCCAGCUGCUAUGUAUGUGUGUUCGGUGCCUGAAUUUGCAGUGAUGGGAUGCCUCCUGCUCCUUGCUGUUGCUGUUGCUGCUGCUGUCUCGGCUUAGGCAGGGGGACCGGGCGAUAAGCCCCGCCUCCGCCAUGACGUCAUCCCCCAUGCGGCCACCGGGCUUCAGGGAGUGUUAUGUGUGCCAAAGAGAGUACGGGUCCCGCUCCAUAGAGAUCCAUGAGCCGCAGUGCCUGGAGAAGUGGAGGGCUCGCAACGCCAGCCUCCCAAAAAACAAACGGGAGGCCACGCCGUCGCCGCCCCCGGGCCAUCCUCUCCACGAGGUGUCGCAGCAGCAGGACGACAUGCCACCCUCCCCCGCUGCCUACACGCCCACGUCAGACCCGGACGAACUAAGCACCUCCUGGUCUGACCCCCGCCAACGACGGCUCAGGGUCCCCAAAGUUCGCCCGCGCUCUGCCUCCUUCACCCACCCCGUCAGGAGAAACCGUCCGAGCACCGCCACCCUCAGGAAGCCCAAGGUGCUGGACGCCAGCUUGCGGGACGCCGUGGACAUGAGUGAAAUGACCCGCAGCAUGGUCGACCAGCUCAUCCUCUCCCGCGACGGCCAAGCGACAUUCAGUGACUACUCAAGCGACUUCACCUCCUCUUCCUCAUCCUCGCCCUCCUCCGUGGGUAGCAAGAGCCCAUUUGAUGAUUCGGGGGACUCUGAGAGCGAGGCAAGGCAGGGGCGGCCCUCCACCAUGCGCCUCCCACGCCCGUCUCGCAACAUCGCCGUGCCGGUCAUCACUACCGCUUCCCGCCCCACCAGGAAGACCUCCAACCUCAAGACUUUUGUGUCUAACGGGCGACGGCGGCAAGUCGAGGAGGUGUUCACGGGACCAAGGCACAAGGUCAAGAUUCCGGAGCCUUGCCAGACGUGCGGGAAGGAGCAGAAUCCGGAGAGGUUUCACAGCCACCCGCUCCACAUGCUAAAAUUCAAACCCAAGGCGGAGGAUAAGGAGAAAACAAAAACUCAGGACAAGAUGAUCGUGACCAAACCCACGGCCCUCAGGUUCAAGAGCAAAGGACCUGAGCAAGAAAACAAGAAGUCGCGCAAUAAGAACAAAUCGAAAAAGACUCAUGGCUCUCUCCGGCAGGUUCCGAGUGAUGAUAGUUCUCCCACUCUCUCUAAAAAACGCGAGGACAAGACGAUGCCUGUAAAGACAUUUAUCCAGAAUCAAAAGGCUUCCAUUAAAAAAGGACCAAAGGACAUUAACAUAGAGAUAUUCGAGGCAGACACCACCUCUGCCUUAUCUCUAAAAAGUGACAGUAACCGUAGUUUGGUGCACCAUAAAAAACAGAAUGCGUCCAGAAAGGAGAGAAGGGAAAAAGGUGAGAGGAAACAGUCUAACAGAGCUGCGGCAUCACAUCCUCCUCGAGAGAUUUCCAAGAUCGAAGAGGAAAGUGAGAACGCCCGCAGUGCCUCCAAGGAGGGGCGGGCCGGCAGCAGCUCCUCCAACAAGCAGCUGCAGGCGGCGCCCACCCUCGUCUGCCACAUCUGCGGCAGGGAGUUUGGCACCAGGUCCAUCUCCAUCCACGAGCCUCAGUGUCUGGAGAAAUGGAAGCGGGAGAACGACCGCCUUCCCAAGAACCUGCAGCGCCCCCUGCCGGAGAAGCCGUCCAAGGAUCUCACGCACGAGGAGUGGAAUCAGUUCGCGUGGGAGACAGCGCAGGCCCAGCUGGUGCCCUGCGAGUGGUGCGGCAGGACUUUCUUCCCGGAGCGCCUGCAGGUCCAUCAGCGGGGUUGCAAGCCUCCGCCAGGAGCUCCCAAGAAGAACAAGACCCAGCAAGACACAUCGCUCUUCAACGCGUCCCUAAACGCCGCCAAACCCACCGUGGUGUGCUACAUCUGCGGACGGGAGUUCGGCACCAUGUCGAUUGGCAUUCACGAGCCGCAGUGCCUCAAGAAGUGGCGGGUGGAGAAUGAGAACCUGCCGCCUGAGUUACGUCGUCAGGAGCCCCGCAAGCCGGAAGUUGUCUACAAUGACGACGGCAAGGUGGACCGCGAGGCGAUGGUAGAGGCUGCCUGGAAGACCCACCUGGAAACGCUGGUCAAGUGUGAGAACUGUGGCCGCACCUUCUUCCCUGACCGGCUCAUCGUCCACCAGAGGGCGUGCCAACGGGAGGCAUAAAGAUCUUUAAUUCCAUGUUUAUUUUCCGUUACGCUUAUAUUUUAUCCGUCCAUUAUGAAUUAGUGUCAUGUCCGAGCAGUGUACAGGGCCUCGCAUAUCGCCAGUCAAGUCGGGAAUUACAUAAGCUUAUUAUUUCCGGAGUGUUUACUUUACCGCUUGUGAUCACCUACGUAGGACCAUGUUUUGAUGAAACGCUUCUGCGCCGCACUUCCUCUACAUUCAAAAGGCUCCAGUUGAAGAGAUACGGGAUUUGAAGGGUGUUUUUUUUUUUAUGGUUUUAAUGACAGAUUAACAAGAUUUUUAGAUUUCAACAGGAAAAACAUUCUUGAAAACCCGGCUAAUCAUCAAUGUGGACUUUGAAAAUAGUCGUGGUGAGAGCGAAGCUUUUCUGAAUGCGGGCCCUAAUGUUUUAGUUACGCUACUGUUACGUUGUCUCCAACAGCGCGGUCUCCAGACUCCGAGCCACAGAAUUUUAUACUCAGGUUGCCAUAGUAAGGACAUGACUGUACGUAUCGCUGCAGCAAAAUUUUUAGUAUGAAUAAAAUAGAUGUGUAUUUUUAUAUUUCGGACUACUAACACUGGUGGUUGGUUAGGUAGCUAAAGAAAAAAAAACAAUGCAGAAUUCUGUUAUAUUUUAGCUUUUAAGGAGAGUAGUAAUGUUGCUCUUUCGUAGAUCAUGUUCAGUAUAUUUACUUUUUUUAUAGAUUUGUUUAUGUUUAUUGAGAGGGAAGGGCAGGGGGUGCAGUGGUGUGGAGGAAGAUGACGUGUAGCGCAGCGCAGCGACUGUACUGACAAAGAGCGAUCAGUUCCACCUAAAAGCGAUCAUAAUGGCAACGCCACACAGUGCUAUCGGAGAGAGAGAGAGAGAGAGAGAGAGAGAGAGAGAGAGAGAGAGAGAGAGAGAGAGAGAGAGAGAGAGAGAGAGAGAGAGAGAGAGAGAGAGAGAUUAAUAGCACUUCAGCUUUACAUUAGCUUGGUGAUGGCUCGGUAACAUUACUGCUAACAUUCUCUGCGUAAUUCCGUCCAGUGUGAACGCUGAGAGUAGACAGCGGUAGUCACAGUAGUGCUGCAGUGGGUCAUGUCCCCAGUCCUGUAAUACGUAGGGGCCUCGGGAGUCCCACGUGAGUGCCCCUUGAUCUGGCAACAGUGAGGGCCGCUCCGCCCAGCCGCGACCCAUCACUGGUAGUGGUGGUUUUCCAUUUGAUUUAUUUUAUGUAUUUAUUCAUUUUAUUAUUUUUCAUCGUAUAUCACUACCUGGAAAAAAAAGUAAAUACAAAACAUAUGUUACGUACCUGACAAACAAAAAAUAAAUAAAUAAAUGAUAAUAAUAAUAAUAAUUAGAUGUCAAUAAUUGAUAAAUUAUUUGCUGAGACCAGUGUUUGUACUCGGAUUUAUUCAGUAUUUGUAAUAAUUUGUUCUAAUGUUUAUCUGAGAUGUAGUACAUAAUGUUUACAAAUAUUUAAUAAUUUUAUCUAUAUUCAUUUAUUCUCUUUACUCGUGUGCAACUUUUUACUUGCAACUUUUUUUUUUUCGUGUGGAAAAUUGCUUAAUUAAAGAGAGCACACGCAAGAAGCAAUCAUUGUACUGUACGAUCAGACGUCCUUAUCUCCUUCCAGCCUGGUGUGUGUGUGUGUUUGUGUGUGUGUGUGUGUGUGUGUGUGUGUGCUGGGGCAGAAGUGUGAGUAGCGAGUGGUGUGGUGUAUGUCCAGCAGGGGAGGGCGAGGGCUAGUGGCAUGAUGUGCGUUAUUAUGUAAGAUAAAUUUUGCUCCUGGUGUGUGUGACGCUGGAGUGUAUACAGUCUGUACAGUUAUGGUGUGUGAGGGGAAGUGGCGCAUUGCUGUUCGUGGUGUCACGUGUGCCAUUGGUCUUUUCAUUUGAUUUUAUUUACUCUACAUGAAUGUCGAUGUUACCCGAGUGUGUGACAUGCCUGCAAUGAUGUUUAAUGAGACAAAAAACAGGUAGACUGAAUGUUAAGUGGUAUUUUAAACACCGUAGUGUCUGCAAGGUAUAAGUAAUUGUCCAUAAAAUCGUAAAAUAUAAUAUUAUUUUAUGAAACA
Molecule: messenger RNA, 4746 nt
Organism: Scylla paramamosain (green mud crab)
Lineage: Eukaryota; Metazoa; Arthropoda; Malacostraca; Decapoda; Portunidae
Product: serine/arginine repetitive matrix protein 1-like
Exons: 10
Coding region: 650-2689 (679 amino acids)
Source: RefSeq, a predicted model, not a curated record